This is a messenger RNA of Coffea arabica (coffee), 3285 nucleotides long. The record is from RefSeq and is a predicted model, not a curated record. NCBI's taxonomy places the organism in Eukaryota, Viridiplantae, Streptophyta, Magnoliopsida, Gentianales, Rubiaceae.
AUGCCUUGUUACAACGCGAGAUGCCUACGCAGGAAAAAAAAUAAUGGACGUGCUUCUGCUACUGCCACUCGCGGUGCAUCUCAGAUAGACAACUGUGUACAUUAUCAAAAAGAUCCUUUGGCUGCGUCGCAACAAGCAGAUUCGUCUGUUUUCAUCUCUGAUUCUUUUGCUCAUGAUAACCGCGUACCUUCUCAUACUACUCCUCCUUCUAUUCGACAAAAAAAGGUAUAUAAGAGUCGCCGAAGCAGACGCAUGAUUGAUGCCUCAAAAGACUUCCAGCAGGAUGGUGUUUCUGCGUCUGCCACGGAAUCUCUCACCCCUAAUAACCAUGUACUUAUUAGUGACGAUGUGCUUGAUGCUACCGCAGCCCAGCUUGCUUCUAAGCUUAAUACGCAAUCAUCGUCUGCUGAGCCAUUUCCUUCUGUGGUUCUUCCAGCUGUGUCUUCACUGUCAGAAGCUCUUUCUGUUCCUCCUAUAGAAGAAGGUACUUGUGUUAUUGACUUAGGUAGAGCAGAAUUGACGGAUGAAGAUAGUGUUGAGUUUCGCAAACACAUUCAUACUUAUAACAAUAAUGUCGCCUUCACUACUUUUGGUGCAAAGCAUCCAGUGUAUUUUUUUGAUGAACAAGAAGAGCUAUCUACAAGGCUUCGUAAUUCCCCUAGGCUUCGUGAAAGUACUAUGAAGUUCUUAAUGCGUAUUCUUGAAUCUAAUCCUUACACUAGAUUCUUUAAAAGCCUGCGAGAAGUUGAGGAUCUGGAAAACCACAGGAUUGUUCUUAACUCCAAUCCUAGCUUAGAUCAAAGGGUCUAUAAUCUACCAACCGCAUCCCAGGUUGCUGCAAUCUGGACUGAAUCUAAGGACCAACCAUUUGAAAAAAGUCCACAGAUUCAGGUUUAUUCACAUUCAAACACCAGCCAUCGAAUACAUCACUAUUUUUCCUACUAUGAUCCUUUACAGUAUCCACUCCUAUUUCCUCGCGGCGAGUGUGGUUGGCGUCAUGGGAUACUAAGAAAUUCUGACUCAAGAAAAAGAAAAUAUGAUACUUCUGAUGAUGCCAAUCUAAUUGAUUCUUCUUCGAUAGAAACUGCCUCGGAUUUGAUUCGCUUGGAACAGGAAGACCAAGAUAUUUUUAUUACUAUGACUUGUAAGACUAACUGGAAGGAGAUUCAGGAAAAUCUAAAGUAUGGAGAAGAUGCACAGGAUAGGCCUGAUUUAGUAUCUAGAGUGUUUAGAGCAAAGUUCGAAAUGUUUAAAUAUGAGACACUAAAGAAAAAGAUCUUUGGAGAAGUCCAGGCACUUGUCCAUGUUAUUAAGUUUCAGAAAAGAGGUCUACCUCAUGCUCACUUGCUGUUGAUUCUUAAGCCUGAAUAUAAGCCGUUGAAUCCUGAAGCUUAUGAUAAAAUUGUUUUUGCUGAAAUUCCGGAUCCUGAUCAGCAGAGAUACCUAAAUCAUUAUCCCAAGGAUUUCAGUGAAUACACUAUCCAUACAGAGGAUAGCUAUCCACAUUACAGAAGAAGGAAAAAUGGUCGCGUUGUAAGAGUACGAAAUAAAGCCCUUGACAACCGUUGGGUUGUGCCGUACAAUCCUUACCUUCUUGCACUAUUUGACUGCCAUAUGAACGUUGAGAUCUGUUCAACGGUCAAGUUAGUCAAAUAUUUAUACAAAUACGUCUACAAAGGGUACGACCGUGUUAGCUUUCAUAUAAAUAGUGGUGCUGCUGCUGAAAACGUUGAUGAGAUUAAUGACUUCCAGUCCGGGAAGUGGGUCGCAGCUGCAAAAGCCUUUUGGUGUAUAUAUAGGUUUUCUUUGAAUGAAAUGACCCUUUCUGUUUACGCUCUUCAGGUGCAUCUUCCAGGCCAUCAGAUGAUUUCGUUUCACAUGCAUUCAGAUCUUGCUGAUCUUUUGAAUCGUGCUGAUUUUGGCAAGACAAUGCUCACACAAUUCUUUCACAUGAAUAAGACCAAUAAGAUAGCUCAAAACCUCAAUUGCCUUUAUCGUGAUUUCCCUGAGUUUUUUGUUUGGAAGCCUAAAACAAAAACCUGGACUCGGAGGAAACGAAGGAUGGUGAUUGGCAGAUUGGUAACUGUUAGCCCAACUGAGGGAGAACGUUAUUAUCUCCGAUUACUUCUAUCUCAUGUCCAUGCUCCAACAUCAUUUGAGCAUCUAUUGACUGUCAAUGGUAAGAUUGCCCUAUCAUAUAGAGAAGUUGCCUUCGAAAUGGGCUUGCUCCAAUCUGAUACAUAUAUAGAGGAUGCUCUUACUGAUGCAGCAACAUUUCAAAUGCCAUCCUCGCUUAGAACUCUGUUUGCGGUUCUCUUAAUCUAUUGCUCCCCAGCAAUCCAAGGCUUCUUUGGGAAAGGUUCGAGGGAUAUAAAUAGAAUCUUAGAACAAAUAAGAAAGAAUGUGAAUGACUACCAUCUUGUUCCUGAAGGCUUUUCUCUUGUAUGUGAUGAGCGGCUCACAAAGGAGAUAGAGAGUGAGAGAACCAUUUCAUUCACGGAAGAAGACUUACUCUUAUCUUCGAAAUUGAACGAAGGCCAGAAACGUGCUUAUGAUGAUAUUCUAGCUGAGGGAUAUAUUGCGAUAGCAGUUGCAUCGUCUGGCGUUGCUGCUUCUAUUCUUCCUGGAGGAAGGACUGCUCAUUCGAGAUUCAAGAUUCUCUUGGAUGUAUCAAUGAACAGAACCUGCCAAAUUAGCAAGCAGAGCUCUGUAGCUAAACUUAUUUCACUAGCCAAGUUAAUCUUUUGGGAUGAGGCUUCAAUGGCUAAAAAGGAUACUGUAGAAGCAUUUGAUCUAUUACUGAAAGAUGUGAUGAAUUCUGAUAUUCCUUUUGGUGGUAAAAUAGUAGUUUUUGGUGGUGAUUUUCGUCAGACUUUACCUGUUAUACCAAGUGCAUCUAGGGACCAGCAGAUCGAAGCUAGCUUUGUAAAUUCCCCUCUAUGGAAUACUCUGACAAAACUUUCUUUAUCAGAAAAUAUGCGAGCCAUUCUAGACCUUCCAUACUCAGAUUUCCUUCUUAGAGUUGGUAAAGGCCUUGAACCUGAAGAUCUUGAUGGGAAAGUUGGUAGAUUUGUAUUCUCCGAUCUCUGCCUUUAUUCAUUAGAUCCAUACAGGAUGAUUAACAGAUAUGUUCUUACGCCAAAGAACUCCUGUGUUGAUGAUAUUAAUGAAAUGAUGAUUGAUCGCUUCCCUGGACAGGCCUAUGUUUAUAUGAGCACUGAUAGGACUCUUAAUGAAAGAGAUCAAGAGGACUACCAAGACUUCUUGAAUUCUUUAAAUCCAUAA